Messenger RNA from Adineta steineri, 5799 nucleotides. NCBI's taxonomy places the organism in Eukaryota, Metazoa, Rotifera, Eurotatoria, Adinetida, Adinetidae. The record is from the annotation of a GenBank genome assembly.
AUGUCGAGCGAAUCGAUGGCAUAUGAUCCGAAUGAUCAGGAGUUGCAAGAAUCAUUGAAAUAUUUGGUUCUUCCAACGCCAGAAAAAUUAAAACUUCGAUCUCAACCAUUUGAUGCAAAAAAAGCUUGUUGGAUUCCUGAUGCAAAAGAAGUUUAUGUUGCUGGUGAAAUCGUUGAGGUCAAAGGUGAACAAACAGUAGUGCAAACUGGUAAAGGAGAAAAAGUAACCUUAAAAACAGAGCUCAUUCAACAAAUGAAUCCUCCGAAGUAUUCAUGUUAUGAUGACAUGGCUGAUUUAACAUAUUUAAAUGAUGCUUCGGUAUUUGCUAACUUACGCGAACGUUAUGCAAGAUGGCUCAUCUAUACAUAUUCGGGUCUGUUUUGUGUUGUCAUCAAUCCGUUCAAACGUCUUCCGAUCUAUACGAUGAAAGUUGUACUCAUGUAUCGUGGCAAGAAACGUACUGAAGUGGCUCCACAUCUUUAUGCCAUAUCUGAUAAUGCCUAUUCAAAUAUGCUUCGUGAUCGUGAGAAUCAAUCGAUGUUGAUUACUGGUGAAUCUGGUGCUGGAAAGACAGAAAAUACCAAGAAGGUCAUUCAAUAUUUUGCUUUAGUUGCUGCUGCUGGUACUAAGAAAGAAGAAAGUGCAGGGGGUAAAUUUAUUCGAAUUCAUUUUGGUCCAACGGGCAAGAUCGCUGGUGCUGAUAUCGAGGUCUAUCUACUGGAAAAAUCUCGUGUUAUCUUUCAGCAAGCAGCUGAACGAAACUAUCAUAUAUUUUAUCAAAUGUGUUCAAGUGCUUUUCCCGAAAUGCAAAAGGAAUGUUUGAUUUCAACCGAUCCAUCAAAAUACUUCUAUGUCGCUCAAGGAAUGUUGACGAUUGAUGGUAUCGAUGAUACCGAAGAAAUGAAAGCGACCGAUGAAGCUAUGGACGUUCUCGGAUUUACACCGGAAGAGAAGAUCAAUUUAUACAAAUGUACAGCAGCUAUUAUGCACUGGGGUAAUUCACAAUGGAAACAACGACCCCGUGAAGAACAAGCUGAGGCUGACGGAACUGAAGAUAUUGAAAAAGUAGCUCAUCUUCUUGGUGUUGAUGCAGCCGAUCUCAUCAAAGGCUUACUCAAACCACGUAUCAAGGUCGGUAACGAGUUUGUGAACAAAGGUCAAAGUAAAGAUCAAGUAAUCAAUUCGAUUGGUGCUCUAUCAAAGUCGAUCUAUUUUCGCAUGUUCUGUUGGUUAGUUGAACGUGCUAAUCAGACGCUUGAUGUAAAAACGAAACGACAAUAUUUUAUUGGUGUUCUCGAUAUUGCCGGCUUCGAAAUUUUCGAAUUCAAUGGUUUCGAACAAUUGUGUAUUAAUUACACAAAUGAACGUCUUCAACAAUUCUUCAAUCAUCAUAUGUUCGUAUUAGAACAAGAAGAAUAUAAAAAAGAAGCCAUUGAUUGGGUGUUUGUUGAUUUUGGUAUGGAUUUACAAGCUUGCCUUGAUCUUAUUGAGAAGCCUAUGGGGAUUCUCUCAAUUUUGGAAGAAGAAUGUAUUGUUCCAAAAGCAACAGACAAGACAUUUGUUGAAAAACUAUACAACAAUCAUUUAGGCAAACAUUCUCAAUUUGGCAAACCGAAGCCGGCCAAAGGCAAAGCUGAUGCUCAUUUUGAUAUUCAUCAUUAUGCAGGCACUGUUUCUUAUACAGCUACAUCAUGGCUUGAAAAGAAUAAAGAUCCCAUUAACAAUACAGUUGCUGGUCUCUUUUCUAAAUCAAAGAAUAUUAUGCUCAAACAUCUCUUUGCUGAUGUUAUUGAAGAAGAAAAUGCUGCCAAAGGUGGUGGUGGUGGUAAAAAGAAGGGAGGAGGUAGUAUGCAAACCAUCUCGUCUGUUCAUCGAGAACAAUUAAAUAAAUUGAUGACCAAUUUACAAUCUACUCAUCCGCAUUUUGUUCGUUGUAUUAUUCCGAAUGAAAUAAAGACUGGUGGUGUUCUCGAUGCUCAUUUAGUCAUGCAUCAAUUAACAUGUAAUGGUGUAUUGGAAGGUAUUCGAAUUUGUCGUAAAGGCUUUCCUAAUCGUAUGAUCUAUGCUGAAUUUAAACAACGUUAUUCAAUUUUGGCUCCUAAUGCUAUACCCAAAGGUUUUACUGAUGCAAAAAAAUCUACUGAAAAUAUUCUCAAAGAUUGUGCAUUAAGCCCCGAAUUAUAUCGAUGUGGUAUAACGAAAGUUUUCUUCAAAGCUGGAACACUUGGUCAAUUAGAAGAUUUACGUGAUCAAGCUUUAUCGAAAAUCAUUUCUUCAUUACAAGCUCAAGUUCGUGGUUAUAUUAUGAAGAAAGAAUAUAAAAAUAUGUUAGCACAACGUUUAGCGUUGGCUGUUGUACAACGUAAUUGUCGUAAAUAUUUAUCAUUACGUAAUUGGGCAUGGUGGAAACUUUAUACGAAAGUUAAACCAUUGCUUUCAGUUGCUCGACAAGAAGAUGAAAUGAAGAAGAUUGAAGAAGAAUAUAAAGCACUUAAAGAAGCAUUAGAAAAAGAAGAAAAAUUAAGAAAAGAAGUUGAAGAUAAUAAUGCAAAAUUAAUUCGAGAAAAAAAUGAUUUAAAUCAAAAACUUGAAUCUGCACAAUCGGGUUCAUCAGACACUCAAGAAAAAUAUACACGAUUAGUCGUACAAAAAGCUGAUCUUGAACAGCAAAUCAAAGAUUUAGAAGAACGUUUUAAUCAAGAAGAACAAAGUUCACAAGAUUUGAAUAACAAAAAGAAAAAAUUAGAGAAUGAAAUUGAUGGUUUAAAGAAAGAUAUUGAUGAUAUACGUUUAAGUUUACAAAAAUCACAAAAUGAAUGUAAAACACGUGAUAAUCAAAUUCAUACAUUACAAGAUGAAGUUGCACGUCAAGAUGAAGCAAUUUCUAAAGCAACACGUGAACGUAAACGUCUUGAAGAACAAAAUUCAAAGACAACUGAACAAUUACAAGCUGAAGAAGACAAAGUUAAUCAUUUAAAUAAAUUAAAAACAAAACUUGAACAAACAUUAGAUGAAUUAGAAGGUAGUUUAGAACGUGAGAAAAAAGCACGAACUGAUUUAGAUAAAUCAAAACGAAAAUUAGAAGCAGAUUUAAAAUCUGUACAAGCAAAUCUUGAAGAUAUUGAAAGAUCAAAACGUGAAUUAGAAGAAACUCUUAAACGUAAAGAACAAGAAAUGCAACAAAUGAGUGGACGUCUUGAAGAUGAACAAGGACAAGCAACAAAUCUUGGAAAGAAAAUCAAAGAAUCACAAGCACGUAUUCAAGAAUUAGAAGAAGAAUUAGAAAGUGAACGACAAGCAAAAACAAAAACAGAAAAACAACGAGCUGAUUUAGCACGUGAAAUUGAUGAAAUGAAGGAUAAAUUAGAAGAAGCUGGUGGUGCAACAUCAUCACAAGUUGAAAUGAAUAAAAAACGUGAAACUGAAUUAGCUAAACUUCGUCGUGAUUUAGAAGAAGCUAAUCUUCAACAUGAAGCUACAGCUGCACAACUUCGUAAGAAACAUCAAGAUGCUGUUACUGAAAUGGGUGAACAAAUUGAUCAAUUACAAAAAUUAAAAAUCAAAUUAGAAAAAGAUAAACAAACAGUUAAAUCUGAAAUAGAUAAUUUACGUUCACAAAUUGAACAUAUACAAAAAGGUAAAACAACAGCUGAAAAACUUUCGAAACAACUUGAACAACAAUUAAAUGAUAUACAAAUUAAACUUGAAGAACAUGUUAAACAAAUAACUGAUUUAACUCAUCAGAAAACAAAAUUAACAAGUGAAAAUUCAGAAUUAACUAGACAAAUUGAAGAUCUUCAACAUCAACUUAAUGCUGUAACUAAAGCUAAAACAUCAUUACAACAACAACUUGAUGAAGCUAAACGAACAAUUGAUGAUGAAGUACGUGGCAAAGGAUCAGUUGGUACACAAAUUCGUAAUUUAACAGCUGAUCUUGAGCAAGCACGCGAACAACUUGAAGAAGAACAAGAAGUUAAGAGUGAACUUCAGAAACAAGUUAGUAAACUCACUGCUGACUUACAACAAUGGAAAGCUCGUUUUCAAUCUGAAGGUUGUUCAUCACGUGGUGAAGAACUUGAAGAAGCUAAACGAAGAUUAGCAACGAAAUUAACUGAAGCUGAAGAACAAGUUGAUGCAGCAUUGAAUAAAUGUAAUGCAUUAGAAAAAGUUAAAUCUCGUCUUCAAGGUGAAGUUGAAGAUCUUAUGGUCGAAGUUGAACGUGCUAAUGCUAAUGCUUCAGCUAUGGAUAAAAAACAAAAACAAUUUGAUAAAUUAAUUAAUGAAUGGAAACAAAAAUGUGAAGAUAUAAAUGUUGAACUUGAAACAUCACAAAAAGAAGCACGAAAUUUUUCAACAGAAUUAUUUAAACUUAAACAAACACAUGAAGAAUCAUAUGAACAAAUUGCUUCACUUAAAAAAGAAAAUAAGAAUUUAGCUGAUGAAAUAAAAGACCUUAUUGAACAAUUAGGUGAAGGUGGAAAGAAUGUUCAUGAAUUAGACAAAGCUCGUAAACAUGCUGAAUUAGAAAAAGAAGAAUUACAAACUGCAUUAGAAGAUGCUGAAGCAGCACUUGAACGAGAAGAAGCUAAAGUUGUUCAGGCUCAAAUGGAAUUAAGUUCUAUUCGACUAGAAAUUGAUCGACGACUUCGUGAGAAAGAAGAAGAAUUUGAAAAUACAAGACGUAAUCAUCAACGUGCACUUGAAUCUAUGCAAGCAAGUGUCGAUGCUGAAGGACGAGCCAAAGCUGAAACACUUAAACAAAAAAAGAAACUUGAAUCCGAUAUCAAUGAACUUGAAGUUGCACUUGAUCAUUCUAAUCGCACCAAUGCUGAUUUACAAAAAUCAUUAAAACGUAUACAACAAAAUACGGCAGAAAUGCAAGUACUAGCUGAAGGAGAACAACGACAACGUGAUGAAACUCGAGAAAUAGCAUUAACAGCUGAACGUCGUUUUAAUGUUUUAAAUUGUGAAAUCGAAGAAUUACGUACAGCUUUAGAACAAGCUGAACGUGCACGUAAAGCAGCUGAAACUGAAUUACAUGAUGCAGCUGAUCGUAUUAGUGAUGUUAGUACAGAAAAUGCUAAUUUAUCUUCACAACGACGACAACUUGAAUCAACAAUUGCUUCUAUGCAAGCUGAUUUAGAUGAAGCUGUUAAUGAACUUAGGAAUAGUGAAGAACGUGCUAAGAAAGCUGGUAGUGAUGCUUCACGUCUUGUUGAAGAAUUACGUCAAGAACAAGAACAUGCUGCACAAGUUGAACGAUUACGUAAAGGUUUUGAACAACAAAUUAGAGAUCUUCAAGCACGUCUUAAUGAAGCAGAAGGAAAUUCACUUAAAGGUGGAAAACGUGUUAUUAGUAAACUUGAACAACGCAUUCAUGAAUUAGAAAGUGAAAAUGAAUUAGAACAACAUCGUCAUCAGGAAACAUUGAAAGAAUUACGUAAAAAUGAUCGUCGUUUGAAAGAACUUGUAGCUCAAACAGAAGAAGAUCGUAAAACUCAAUUAAGUUUACAAGAUGCUACUGAAAAAUUACAAUCAAAGAUUAAAGUAUACAGACGUCAAGUUGAAGAAGCUGAGGAAAUUGCUGCCAAUAAUUUAGCUAAAUUUCGUAAAGCUCAAACUGAUCUUGAAGAAUCAGCUGAACGUGCUGAUUUAGCUGAAAGUCAAAUGAGUAAAUUACGUACUAAAAAUCGAUCAUCAAUUAGUGGAAGUCGUUCGUCAGAAGCUCGCGAUACUCGAGAAAGUACAACAGCUCGAGGAAGUUCAAAUAUACGUGCUGGUUCAGUUCGUCCACGUUAA